Messenger RNA from Botrytis fragariae, 534 nucleotides. RefSeq lists its product as uncharacterized. Bases 1 to 534 code for a protein of 177 amino acids. The record is from RefSeq and is a predicted model, not a curated record. The transcript is spliced from 2 exons. Gene Ontology annotation, molecular function: structural constituent of ribosome. NCBI's taxonomy places the organism in Eukaryota, Fungi, Ascomycota, Leotiomycetes, Helotiales, Sclerotiniaceae. Gene Ontology annotation, biological process: mitochondrial translation.
AUGUCACCUCAUCUUCCAACCCCAUCACCUCUCUUCCGCCUCCUCACUCCCCUCCUCCAAUCCUUCAGAUCUACCUUCCCCUCAACAACCUCAACAACACCCCUCAGAACCUUCACCAGCACCCCAUCUAUGCACAAGAAGAAUCCUAAUAGCAAAACCGAUCCACGAGUAACACUCAUUCGCUACCAUCUUCAACAUCCCAAGACACCUCGCCCACUGCGAUUCUCACGCAUGCGUGCGCUGAGGCAUUGGACAAUCCAUCGUGCAUGGAUGAUAUUAAGGCGAAAGCAAAGGAUCGAGGAGGAGGGCGAAUUGUACAGACUUCACCAAUCAAUGCACAACGCAAUGGAAGACCUCCGUCUUCUCGACGGCUCCGGCCAGAAGGAAGCAGGUAGAUUAUAUCGCGUCGCUCUCGAGAAGAAAGGAAUUUUCGGAAAAGAUGGAGUCCCAAUUGAGUACGCGAGAGCACAAACCGACACACCAGCGAAAGAACCAUGGAAUCAUGGAUGGACUACAGACAAAACUACUAUAUGA